ACAUGGGCGGCGGUUUACCGGGUGACCGCGGCGCUGCCCGAGGCCGGAGACGGAGGGCGGCUGUCUGCGAGCCAGGAUCCCUCAGGCCUCUCCUGCGGACAUGGGGCCGCUACCUUCCCGGCCUCCGCAGCACUUGCCCUGCGCCCAUCUCUGCCCGCCUCCAACUCGAGUCUGACAGAGCGGGUCAACCAUGAGCGCCAACCCCCAGUGGGACAUCAGCAGAGCGCUGGGGGUGGCCAGGCUCUUCCAUCUGGUGUGUGGGGUCCGGGAUGCCUGCGUGACCCCGUUCCUGACGCUCUACCUGAGGCAGCUGGGCUUGACCGCGCCCUGGGUGGGCAUCCUAAUGGGAAGCAAGCUUCUGGUCGCAGCCUGCUGGGGUCCGUUCUGUGCCUUCCUGGCCAAAAGCUGCCAGAAAAGGAGAGUAUUUCUGGUAGGCUCCCUGCUUGGGUCGGCGGUAGCCAGCCUCUUGAUGGUCCUGGUCCCACCGCUGAACAGAAAUGUGCUGUACCAUGCUUGCAAUGGAAGCAGUGGCAUGACCACCACAGUCCUGCCACCGGGAGUCACAUUCACUGUGACCAUCACCUCUGCCCAAGAGUCUGCCUCAACCCAACCUGCAGGACCACCCAGCCUCCCAGCCAAGAGGAGGCCUGAAGGCUUGGAGGCCUCUGGCUUCACAGAUGGACCUGGAGAAAGUGAACAAGAACCUCUCAAGGAGCUGCACUUAGUGGGCUCCUUUGAAGGAGCUAAGGCCACAUCCCAAGUUCUCCAUCCUGUCACUUCAAGAGUGAAAGAUAAUACCUGGGAAGGUGCUUCUGAGGUGGUCGAUACUGCUGUCCUUCCUAGCGAUGCAGUGCUGGGUGGUCCAGCCAAUGCGUCAGAGGCCAAGAGGGAAGUUGGGUCCCUGGACCUCUCCUCAGAAGGGUUGCAGUGGACUUUCCUCCUCUCCUUGGUCUUCCUGGUGUUCUGGGAGCUGCUCACAGCCCCUCAGGAGCAGGUGGCCAAUGACAGCCUUUAUGAAUACCUGGAUUUUGUUGAUGCCACUGACCGAUACAGAAGCCUGGGGCUCUGGAGAUUACUGGGCAUGUCGGCAGGUGUAUGUAGCAUUGCAGCCUUGGUGGGGCGGCUGGACUGCUUUCUGAUGACACAUGGCACUUGGGGUGUGGUGUGCUUCUAUAGCUACUCAUUGGUCAGCACCGUGUCCUUACUGGUGAGCCUUGCCUUUCCUAUCCCUACCUACCAGCAGCAGGAGCCUGGCUACAAAACCAUCAAAGCACUGUCUCUCCUAGGGGGCAACCCCCACCUCCUCCUCCUAGCCUUCACUGUCUUUUUGGUAGGCACUGUCACCAGCACAGUGCAGAACUUUCUCUUUUGGCACAUGGAGGACCAUGGCAGCAGCAAGCUGGUCAUGGGCUUCUCAGUGGCCCUCAGCUUGCUGGGGGAAAUUCUGUUCCACCCAUUUAAAGCUGUGUUGCUUCGGAAACUGUCCAGGGUGGGAGCGGUAGGGCUUGGGAUGGGAUGCCUCGCCGGGCAGCUGCUCUACUACUCUUUCCUCUGGAGCUGGUGGUCGGUCUUGCCUGUUCAGAUCCUGAGUGCCAUCAGCAAUGGGGUUUUGUGGUGGGCCAUGGAGGCCUCCAUGGAGGACCUGGCCACCCCUGUCACAGAGAGGCCUCUGAGUACCAUGUUCCGAGGCCACUUCUACAGGGGCGGUUGCAGCCUGGGCAGUUUUGUGGGGGGGAUUGUGGUGAUGCGCUUCAGCCUGGCCGUGCUGUACCGUGCCUGCUGUGUGGUCCUAUCACUCUGGCUGGCCAUGUUUCUGUUCAUCCAGCCCAGGCUGCCCCAAGAGCGGAAAAUCAACUACUCCAAGCUGCUGGCUGUGGAGGGGAGUGACACCAGCGACUCUGAGCCAGGGUCAGAAAGGGACUGGCUUGUGAAGGCCAUGAGGGAGGAACCCUGAGACUAGAGGGGCUGAGAGAAGGUCGUAGUGCACUGACCCAGGAAGGAACUAAUGAGCUGGACAAAAUUCAGUCUUCUGAGGACAGAAUCCCUGGGUUGCAAGGACCUUGGGGAGAGAAGGCACUUCUAUGCUGAAGGCAUGAUUUUCUUUACCUUUCUAGUAAAAGGUGAUUUGACUUUUUUGGCCAUUAAAUCUUUUUAAAAUAAUGGAGGAAGAACGCAUUUCCUUUUUAAAAAAUACCUUUGUAUCAUUCUAUUUUGACACCGGUUUGUAUUGGAUCCAGCAAGGGCUGGUUUCUGGAAGGUGACGAGGACUCACAGGAUGCAGUGGACAGAGAGGGCAGCUGUCUCAGAUGAGCUGUGAUCAUUUUCAUGGGUCGCAGAGGCAUUAGCCUAACCCUAUGAAAGCCAUGCUGGGCAGGUAAGAAUAGCAGUGGACAUCUUAGCUCCUCUCCCUCCCCACAGAUGCCUGCUCACACUCUAGGACUUAAGUUUGCAAUGAGAGAAAAUGAUGGCCUUGUACUGUACUGUGCUGGGAGAGGGGUGGGGAAGUUGGUAGCUUUCAUUCUUAUUUGAAAAUAUGUUGUCACCAGGAAAAAGAUCCUUAGAAUCACCGUCCAUAUUUUUAUCAGAGCAAGGGCAAUUUAAUAUCCUAGGAUGUGGUAGUCUCCUUCAGUAGGGGCUCUGGGCACUGUACCUGUGCCCGGCCACUCCUGGAGAAGCCUCUUGGUCCCCCAGAGAAAGAUCCUUUAUUUCAGAGGUCAGUUCCCCAAAGCCCAGUUCUUCUACCUGAUAAUCAAAUAAACAGGAUAUUGGAUUUAGAAGGAGCCUCGCUGUGCAAAUACAUUAAUGACUGUCCACUAGGUCAGACAUUUUCUAGGAUUUUUCUCCCUCAAUUUUUACAAGCUUUAGUAUACAAAUAACUAGGAAGGGAAAAGACAAUAAGGCAAACAGGACCAGGAAAGCAAAAGCCUUCCCAGAACUCCUCAGCUGACUUCUUUGUAAACUGUGUCACAUCCUUCCACACUCACCCCAAGCGAUUCUGGGAAGCAGAGCAUCUUCAGCUGGGUACAGUGACACCUUCAGCAAAAUCAGGGUUGUGUUAGGAAGAAGCGCUGAAUAUAGGAUCAUCUACUGAGAACAUCCACAGUAGUAGCAGGAGCAGAAUUCACAUGCAAAUCUGUCUCCUUCCAAAGCCCAUGUUCCUUUCACCCCAGUCAGCCAGCUUCCUCACAUAAAUGACUCCAGCAAUUUGACCCCUCUCAUGACUCUAGGAAUAAACCCAAAAUCUAAUCUGCAUUUUACAAAUGAGGAAAUGGAAUCUCAGAAAAGUCGCCCACUGGGUAAUGGACAGAUACGCUACUGGAGCCUGCUCUCCUUAUCCCCAAACUAGGACAUUUUCUUAUAUACCAGUAGUGCGUAGGCCCAGCUGUCUAUGCAAUUCUGAGAAGCAUAGACUGAAAAGUCAGGCUUCUGGGUGUCAUCAAGAUUUCCUGGGUGGAGCACAGAAAUUUGUAUUUUUUCCUGCAGUCUCCAAGUGAUUCUGAUGUGGCUGACCGCGCCCUGAUCCACUCGGUCCCUUUUACAGAAGUAUCUAAGCGCUUCUUUAGUAAAUGUUUCUAAUGUGUGGAGAAAGGAAUAAUAGCUGUUGCCAGGCACAAUGGUGCAUACCUGUAAUCCCAGCUACUCAGGAGGUUGAGGCAGGAGGGUCAC
Molecule: messenger RNA, 3666 nt
Organism: Fukomys damarensis (Damara mole-rat)
Lineage: Eukaryota; Metazoa; Chordata; Mammalia; Rodentia; Bathyergidae
Gene: Mfsd6l
Product: major facilitator superfamily domain containing 6 like
Exons: 1
Coding region: 191-1954 (587 amino acids)
Cellular component (GO): membrane
Source: RefSeq, a predicted model, not a curated record